AUGAAUGGCCAAGUUGGUAGCGGCAAUUAUGCCAUCAGACGCAUGCACGGAGGAAAUGCUUAUGGAAAUGAAGAUGAGGACGGAGAGAAGAGGCAGAAUAGGAAAAAUACAACUCACAGAAGGAUAAAAUGGUAUAAACUGAAGGAAAAUGAUUUCCAACAAGAGUUCGAAGACCGAAUACUAAGAGAGCUGAGCCACGAUAUGGUAGAUGUGAACACCUGGUGGAAUGAUGCGAAAGACGAGGUGAAUGCUGCACAAAAGAGGAUGAAGAAUGGAAAAGCUAUGGGACCCGAUGGCAUACCAGUGGAAGUAUGGAAAGCUUUGGGAGAAGAAGUUGACAUCUUGCAUGGAUUGAUGAAAGCAAUAAUGGAAAGGGAAGCAAUACCAGAAAAGUGGAAAUACCAAUCUUCAAAGAGAAAGGAGAUAUUCAGAGUUGUAAGAACUCCUGGGCAACUAGGUUUUAUGAAAGGGAUCGGAACAGUUGACGGUAUCUUUUCUCUCAGGCAAACCACGGAGAAAUACCAGGAGAAGCGAAGAGUGCUGCAUUUGGUCUUCAUCGACAGAAAGCUUAUGGGCGAGUGCCACGCCAAGAAGUCUGGAGAGGGUUACGAGGGCGAGGAGUACAAGAAAAAUGUGUAA
Messenger RNA from Penaeus monodon (black tiger shrimp), 639 nucleotides. RefSeq lists its product as uncharacterized. The record is from RefSeq and is a predicted model, not a curated record. The coding region runs from base 1 to 639 and encodes 212 amino acids. NCBI's taxonomy places the organism in Eukaryota, Metazoa, Arthropoda, Malacostraca, Decapoda, Penaeidae. The transcript is spliced from 4 exons.